GCUAGUCGUUCCUCCGGCCGCGAGCAGCGCAGACGAGCUCACCUCAGCUGACCGCCCGACCUGCCACACUGCGGCACCUGCCUCAACCCGCGCGGGACACCAAGACUCGCCGCGUCCGUCUGGCCCGACCACCGGUGACGGUCCUACUUGCUGUUUUCCUCGGCGUGUGUGCUAGGCCGUGAUAUCGCGUGCGGAACACUCGUGUGGGACUCGAAACUCAUCGAUCAUACCACCUAGCAGACGCCGCCAACCAUGGAAACGGACGACAUCACGAAACUCGUCGACGAGAUCUACAAGAACAUCCUGGACAAGUUCAACCCUGGAGCGCGACAACUCAUCACCGCCGGGAAGGCGUACCUGAAGGCCCUGCACGGAGCUGCGGCGGCGUCCCGGCUGUACGUGGACGCCAUCAGCAAGCUGGCCAAGCAGGCGCAACAGGGCACCUGGGGAGCCUCCGCAGACAUCGGUUCUGCUUUGAUGCAAAUCGUUGAUGUAUACAAGGAGAUACAAGCUCAACAGAUCAACACGCUCAAAGCAUUCUACGUAGACAUGCUUGUUCCACUCGAGACCAAUCUAGAAAAGGAUACAAAAGUUGUGCAGAGCGAACAGAAGCGCUUCCUGCAGCAGCACAAGCAGCAGGCGGAGUCGUACAGCAAGGUGGAGGCCGCCCUCAGGAAGCAGCGCAAGAAGUCGCGCGCCAAGACGUCCGCCGGGGCGCUGGACCGCGAGGUCAAGAACCUGCAGGCGCUCGAGGAGCAGCGCGCCAAGAUGGACGCCUUCUGCGAGGCCAGCCUCAAGACGGCGCUGACGCAGGAGCGGCGGCGGUACGGGUUCGUGCUGGAGCGUCAGUGCUCGCUGGCGAAGCACUGGCUGGUGGCGCACGCGCAGGGCAAGCAGGCGCUGGAGGGCCGGCUGAGCGAGUGGCAGGGCGUGGCGCAGGCCCGCGAGGCGCUGCCCCCGGCCGUGGAGGCGGCGCUCGCCGCCGGGCACUGCCGCCCGCCCGCCCCCGGAGCCGCCGGCGACGACGACGACGACGUGGACGACGGGCGCGCCUCGGUGGCGUCGCGCCUGCGCAAGGCGCGCUCCGUGGACGCCUCCUGCCUCGACCUGCGCUCCAUAGCCGAGGAGCCCGCGCCCCCCAGGCGGCCGCGCCUCUCCAGGGCCAAGUCAGACUUCAACCUCACCGCCUCCACACACUCUCUGCUCCAGGACAUGCAAGAUUCUGAACCAAGAAGGAAAUCCAUGGCAGUAACCACAGGGUGGGAGGGAAGCCAAUUAGCUCGGGCAUUGUAUCCGUAUCUUUCUAGUGGUGAUAACCAACUCAAUUUCUUGGAAGGGGAUGUGAUUGAAAUAUUGGGAGAACGCAAUAAGGGAUGGCAAUUCGGUGAGAACCUGAGAACUCACUCCACUGGCUGGUUUCCAUUGGCAUACACAGAAAUGAUUUUUGAUGGCAUUGAUGACAGUUCACCAACAGACAGUGCUUGCCUUGAUGCAAUCAGCAAUGGAGCAGCAACACCAGCCCAUCACAGAGGUGGCAGCAGUAGUCCUCCGGGUAAAGCAGGCCACAGCCCCAACCCUUCUCUUAGCAAUACCCACUCUCGUGCCCCUGCACCACAGUCUGCUAGAGUAGGCUCUCCCCCCAUGAAUCACCGACCACUAAGAAGACAGCCUGGUCACAAUCAGAGUGUUCCUACCCAUAUUAAUAUUGGACCCCCACCAUCUCUUCCUGCUCCAGUACCAAGACGCAAGUUACCCCCACCACCACUGCCCCCUCUUAGAACCACAGGGGCAAGCACCAGCCUCCACAGUAGCAAUGACAGUGGCUUUAGUAAUGACCCACCACCUGCUCCUGAAGUUGAUUACUCAGAUGAUGAAACUUCAAAGAAACAUUCAUCAAAGAAAGCUGCAUCUCUGACUCUCAGCAAGGAGAAGUUAAGAGGAUGGUUGCUGUACAAAUCUGCUCUUGACCUGUGGCAAGAUGUUAACAACAACACCGGUCAGCAUGAAAUGCAAAAUAAUCAUCAGAUAGUCAGCAAGCAAGCAUCAAGUUUGGCUCAUCUGGCCACUCUAGGCAGAUUUAGUUCAAACGAAAAACAGCUACAACCACCUACAAUUGUUAAAAGAACCCGAUCCUUAUGGAAAUUUAGGCGGCCACAGAAUUCUGUAAAUGGAGAUGUGCUCGAAGGAAUGGCCCUCUGGCAGCAUCGUUCAUUGGUUGAUGUGCCAUCAGCAGUGGAGUCUGAAGAGAAGAAGACAACAGAAGAGAAGAAGACAAAUGAAAAGGCAGCAGUUGCUGUCCAGACAGAAGACUUAUCAGACAGUGAUUCAGAUGAGUCCAACAGCAACUAUUAUUUACUAAUAGAGGAUCAUCACCGUAGAGCAUCUGUGAAUGGAUUACUUUCCUAUGGACAGACGCUUAAGAAACGACUAAGCAAGCCUGACAGAGGGUCUAGAUUUGAUCAACGCUCUCAGACGACAGGAAAUAUGUGUGGCCCCUGGUAUGAUCUUUGGGGGCUAGAUGAAUCUGUGGUCAAAUAAAGAAAUGCAGAUAUUCACAUUCAUAUUGGCUUAAAGCAUAAAUUAUGAAAUAUUUAAUGAACAUUACCUGUUACUGCCAAGACUUGGUAGUUUGUAAUAGAAGACCUACAAAGGAUCAAAGGAUGUGUAAGUGUGUGUGUUUAUAUAAGUAUAAGUCACUCUUGUCAUGUGCGUUCUGCUGAAGUGCUGAUUCAUCAAGUGAAACUGUGAGAUGUGCUUAGUCAGUGUCAGCUAAUUCACAUAUUGCAUCAGUGAGAACAUGAUUAGAAAUGAACAAAUACUUUGGACAGUAUUGUACUCUUUGAUAGAAGAGAAGACUGUUACAUAUCAGUAGAAGGCUGUAAUGCUGAAUCAGUUUAAUAAUUCUCUCCUUGAUGUUCUUAAUGUAUAUAACACUUAUGUGCCUAAUGAAAAUUCCUUAAAUUUAAAAGUGAGUGGGUUAUAUACACAUGCAUGUAUAUUAAAUGUAUUAAACAAUUUGGGAAAUAAUUUUGCAAUUGCUUUAGAAUUACUUAC
Schistocerca serialis cubense is the source of this 3054-nucleotide messenger RNA. RefSeq names its product brain-specific angiogenesis inhibitor 1-associated protein 2-like. Gene Ontology annotation, biological process: plasma membrane organization; actin crosslink formation; actin filament bundle assembly. The coding region runs from base 253 to 2538 and encodes 761 amino acids. Gene Ontology annotation, molecular function: protein binding. The transcript is spliced from 12 exons. NCBI's taxonomy places the organism in Eukaryota, Metazoa, Arthropoda, Insecta, Orthoptera, Acrididae. The record is from RefSeq and is a predicted model, not a curated record. Gene Ontology annotation, cellular component: nucleoplasm; cytosol.